Messenger RNA from Fusarium coffeatum, 1998 nucleotides. RefSeq lists its product as uncharacterized. The record is from RefSeq and is a predicted model, not a curated record. Gene Ontology annotation, biological process: carbohydrate metabolic process. Bases 1 to 1998 code for a protein of 665 amino acids. Lineage: Eukaryota; Fungi; Ascomycota; Sordariomycetes; Hypocreales; Nectriaceae. The transcript has 2 exons.
AUGUCUCAUCCUCAGCUCAUCUUCCACCACACUACCUUCGGUCCCGGCUCCAUUCUCUACCGGCGCCGAAACACAGUCGCAAAGACAACCCUGUACACACAGCUAGAGAGACUGCGAGAAACAGGCCGAUACGAUUGCUUCAAGCUACAGUGGCAUGAGAUCUAUGAUGAUAAGUCUAUGUGGCCUGUCCCGUUUCAUCUCUUUUGGGACAGCGACAUAGCGAAGUGGAUCGAGGGUGCCUGUUACUUUCUGCAAGAUGAGUUUGAUGAGAAGAUUGACAAGGCUGUCAAAGAGCUUGUUGAGAUGAUACGGGGGGCGCAGCAGGAUGAUGGAUAUCUGAAUGUUCAUUACACUGUAGUUGAACCGGGAAAGAAAUGGACGAAUUUGCAGGAUAUGCAUGAGUUGUACAAUGCAGGCCAUUUGAUCGAAGCUGCCAUCGCACACCACCAAUACUACAAGGACAAACUCCUCCUCGAACCCAUCGAGAAAUACAUCGCUCUCAUCCACCGUACUUUCGGACCUGCCGACGACCAACUCCACGGCUACCCAGGUCACCCAGAGAUCGAGCUCGCCCUCUUCCGUCUCUAUCAAGCCACCGGAAACAAACAAGCCUACGAUCUAUCUCGCUACUUCAUCGAAGAGCGCGGCAACAAGAAUGGUCAAGGUGGCCAGCACUAUUACGAAUGGGAAUCCAAGAAGCGCGGCCAGAAUCUCUAUCAACGACCGGAUUCAUACCCCGAGCAUGCUUCUCACUGGUACUGCCAAGCUCAUAAACCCAUCCUUGAGCAAGAGACCGUGGAGGGCCACUCAGUACGCGCAAUGUACUUGCUCACUGCUGUAGCUGACAUGGUCUGCAUCAACGACCAAUCUUUGCAAGCUUCAUCGGACUGGAAGAAUACCCUCUACCGCCUAUGGAACAACAUGGUCGACAAGAAGAUGUAUCUCACCGGUGGGAUAGGCGCCAUCAAGCAGUGGGAGGGCUUCGGACGCGACUACUUCCUUCCACAAAGCACAGACGAAGGAGGCUGCUAUGCCGAAACUUGUGCUUCGAUCGCCGUUAUGAUGCUUGCAGAGCGCCUUCUCCACAUCGACCUUGACGGGCGAUUUGCAGAUGUUAUGGAACUCUGCCUCUACAACAACGUCAUGACCUCGAUGAGUCUUGACGGCAAGGCUUUCACGUAUGUGAACCAACUGGGCAGUUCAGAGACCGACAAGAGCGUACGUGAGGAAUGGUUCUGGUGUGCUUGUUGCCCGCCGAACGUCACACGUCUUUAUGGCUCUUUGGGUGGGUAUCUCUGGGACUUUGGCAAGACCACCGAUGGAGAGGCCUUCGUUAAUGUGCAUCUGUAUACGAAGGCGACUCUGAAGUUCGAAGUUGAUGGGCAGGUCGUGACUCUUGAGCAGGAUUCAGACUGGCCAUGGGACGGAGCGGUCAAGUUUCGCCUUACAGCCCCCGAGCCACUGACAACUACAAUCAGACUAAGAAUACCUGGGUGGUCCCAGAACAAGUACCGGCUGAGUCCUGAUCUAAGCGAAGGAAGUAUUGAUCUGCAAAAGGGCUAUCUGACCCUCGAUCCAUCCUACGUCGCAAAGAAUCUAGAGUUCUCCCUAACGAUCGGCACCUUUACACCGCGCUACAUUGCUCCCCAUCCUUACACCAACCAGCGAACACUGACUCUGGCUCGAGGCCCUCUAGUAUACUGCAUGGAAGAUGCUGAUAAUACAUGGGAAGAUAAUCACUUCAAGGAUGUCGGGCUAAAGACGACUGUUCCCAUUGUAGAGGAGAAGAAGUCGCUUGGGGAAGAGGAAUAUGUUGCGCUGAAGACGUCUUGUUGGCGUCGACAGUUACAGGGUGCAGAAGCCGGCGCAGCUCCUGGCUUUGUAGUCGAUGGCGAGAUAGAUGCUGGAGUAGAAAAGGAAGCUGUCUUUGUGCCGUACUGCCUGAGGGCAAAUCGAGGAGGAAAUGGACACAUGAGAGUUGGUCUGAUUCAUGUAUGA